Pelmatolapia mariae (spotted tilapia) is the source of this 738-nucleotide messenger RNA. Its product is annotated as butyrophilin-like protein 10. Lineage: Eukaryota; Metazoa; Chordata; Actinopteri; Cichliformes; Cichlidae. The record is from RefSeq and is a predicted model, not a curated record. Gene Ontology annotation, cellular component: external side of plasma membrane. Bases 131 to 691 code for a protein of 186 amino acids. The transcript is spliced from 3 exons. Gene Ontology annotation, biological process: cell surface receptor signaling pathway; negative regulation of T cell proliferation; positive regulation of T cell proliferation.
UAAUAUCAAAUCUUUGCCUGAAGAAGCUAAAGUGGAGUGGACAGACAAGGAUAACAGGAAGGUCCAGGUGUAUCACAACACCUCUGACCUUAAUGAAUUACAGCAUCGUUUUUACAGACACCGAACAGAGAUGAAUGAAGGUCUCAUCAAAGCUGGAGAUCUUAAUUUAACACUAAAACACCCGACAGACUGGGACAGUGGCAUCUACACCUGUACUGUCUACAACAGGUAUAGAAUGAUCCGGAUGAAGAAACAAGUGGAGCUGAAAGUCAGAGUCUGUCAGGUAGAGGUGGAGGAGGGGGAGGAGUCUGUUCAGCUGCCCUUCAAAACCACAAAAAACCUGCCUGAAGAUGCUAAAGUGGAGUGGAGACACUAUGAACCAUUUAGGACCGUUUAUGUGUAUCAAAACGGCUCUGACCAGCCUGACAAACAGGACCAAGUUUAUGUGGACCGAAUACAGAUGAAUGAAGACCUGCUGAAAACUGGAGACCUCAGUCUGACCCUGAAACAGCCCACAGUGACAGACAGUGGAGAAUACAGAUGUGAAGUGGACAGCACACAGAUCUACAGAUACAAAACUGUGCUGCUCAAAGUCAAAGGGAGAGUUCAGGUCCAGGAUCAAACAGGGGACAUCAGGAACAGAAGCAGCUCCAUUGAUCCGACUCCUCUGAUGGCUGAUCAAUCAGUUUGAUCUGUGUGUUCUUUGAUUAUUGAUCAGUGUCGUAUGUGAUACUGAAU